AUGUCAACAUCGCCGUCACCCCCACCAGCUGCGCUCCCGAUUCCUACGAUCCAGCCACAGCCCGCCUCUGUAUCGUCGUCGUCGUCGUCACCGCCACCAUCGUUGUCAUCCGGAAUCAUCAGCACCACCACCACCGCGUCAUUGACGGCAAUGGCAGCCGCAGCAGCAGCAUCACUAUCAUCGACAGUUUCUCCUACGUCCUCGGCAGCCGCACCGGCACUAGCAGCAGCAUUGAUGUCCUCAGCCGCAUCACCACCAUCCACGUCUCCGUUGCUACUGCAGCAGACAGGCAUUGUGGGUCUGCGAGCCCCAAGAGGAGGCAGGUCGUCCUCUCCGUCUUCUUCACAACCGGCACCGGCUCGCAGCACAUCGGCCAGCAACUGGCAGCAACAACCACAGCUGCUGCCCAUCUCCUUAUCAGCACAUCCCUCACCGACGGCGCCACCUACCGUAGUUCAAUCGUCAGCGGCAGCAGCAACGUCGUCCCUAUUGAUCACUCACCUGAAGAGCAGUGGCAAGAUCGCAUCCGCACCAUCGUCAUCGUCGUCUACGUUAGAUCGCCAGAUCGAUGGCCAGGACGAAGAGCUGCAGCUGAAGGCGAGUGACGAAGGAGGCGAAAUGGCGCGUACGCUAGUGGUCCCGAUCGCCAUGCCUACGGGCAUUCUGCGAUCGAAAGCGCCACCUAUCGUGAGCGUUGUGAACGAUAUCGCUGCUGGUUUGGCGAAUGCUGUUGCUGCCGCCGUAGCAGACGCAGUAACGGUGGCCACGAUCGGUCGGAAUUCGAAUCCAAAUACCAUCGGCACUGCUGCUUCUCUCAAUCUCCACCACCAGCAGCAGUCGUCACAGCAACACCAACACCACGCCAGUAACAACAACAGCUUUUCCCAACUGCGUCAGCAGUUGGAAUUGGGCACCGGCACUGCUGCCGGCGAAGUUUUGACAGUCCAACCACCAUCGUCACCGUCGAUUAGUGAGCCAUUUUCACCGGCAUCACCUCAUAAGCAGCAGCAGCUACCGCCACCACCACUGCAGAGCAACAACAGCCAUUUGAAACAGUUUCUCAGCACCAGCAGCACCCACCGCAGAGGAGGUGUGCAGCAGGCACCCCAAUUGGCGCAACAUCACCAUCAUCAUCAUCACCAUCACCAUCACCUCCAUUCUCAGUUGAGACGUCAGAUCAUGUCACCGACAGCUAACGGCGGUUGUGGCGAGGAAGAAGCUAGUGCCGCGCCCGCCGCUGUGAUCAGCAACAACAACUCUAUCGCCAAUCAGCAGUUAAACGGUGGUGAGAGCGGCAACAGUAGUUGCGCAGCACUCGAAACCAACCCUUGGUAAAAGGGCAGACACCGCUGGUUGCAUACAGUCGUAUGUGUGCGCGCGCGCGUGUGUGGGAAUGUGUGUACUGCCAGGUUCCGGAAGCACUUAAAUGGUGAUGAAACAAUUUCGGGAGUCUUCAUUCCCCCAAAAUCCGUAUUUCCUGUCCUCCCUGUUAAUAUUUAGUCAUUUGGUGACACAGUUUUCAGUGAGCAGAUUGACACUAAAUUGUAUAUCACACUUCGCCGCCAAAAAAAAAACCGCCCAUUCUUUGUAAAUUCCAAAUCCGUCGUGUGACGGUACAGUUAGUUUAGCGAAGCAACCCGCUGCUGGUAGAGGAAGCAAGGGAGAGUGUGACGGAGAGGGGCCAGAAAAGCGCAUCUUAUGUUCUCAUGUUAAUAAAGAGUAAUGUUAGUGAAAACAAGUAGACAAAUACUGUUUGUAGAAGGAAAAGAACCUAUCCUUCCUCCUUCAACCACCCCGUGGCCACAUCUUUUGCUCGCUUUGCUUCGGGAGCACGUUCCACAGGGUUCGGAACUCGGCAUUCCGACUUUUUGCGCGGCGGCAGCGCGCCUUAACUGAACAGGAACUACCACCACCGUCUUCUCGACGUCUUGAGAUUGCCGAGGGAGAGCUGUGCUCGACCUUUUUGACAUGAGCUCCUUGUCUUGCAAAUCACGCACCCACACACGCCCACGUACAGGCACACAGGGACAGCUGGAUCGUUGGUCGUCCAUUCAGACAACAUUAUCUUUUCGUAAAGCAUUAAUACAAUCACCAGCAACUACUCUGUGUCCUCCACCCACCGGGUGGGGGCUGGCUCGCGCCGUUUCGGGUUGUUGUUUCUUUUGUUGUUUCAUUUCAGUUGAUGUGCGUUAAAAAUAAUUUAUGCAAUGUGAUAUUUUUUCGUCAGUACGUGUUAGCUAAUAUAUUAAUUAAUUAGUAAUAUGACAAAGAAGGAAAAACAAAACGCAAAUGAUGCGAGAAAGCGUAAGCUAAACGUAAAACAAAAUGAAACAACAAAGUUUUUAAGCGAGGAAAGGAGUAGGAAAUAGCAAAUGGGAAAUGAUAAUAUCACAACACAAAUGCAGCACAGCAUACAAUACCGAGAGAUAGAGAGAGAGAGAAAAAGAGAACGCUCAAGUUGCGCCGCUGGGUGUAUUGAAAGCUACUAAAAGGACAAACUGUGGACAUGAUUAACAAGGGGAAACGAUCAGUGCUGAUGGUUGUUGCGGCUUAGAAGACGCAGAGACGAAUUAGAAGAGAGGCGGUCAGGCGAGGAAACUUUUCAUAUCUGUGCGCGUGUGUUUGUGCGGCAGUGUCAUUCUCAGACGCAAGGCCAUCGACCAGAUGAUAAUAUCCAAGAUCAAGAUGCAACCGGAACUGGCUUCAAAUUUGUUUAGAGAAAACAACAAGCAUUCGAAAGUGAACAGAAACGCAAGAGAGAGAGAUAGUGGCGCGGAACGUUGGCCAAUUUGCCUCGGUUUUUGUGUUUCAAAUGAACUCAAAGCAAACCAACACUAGCCAACCAGCCAACCAGAGAGUCUUGCGAAGCUUUGGACGAAGCUUUCAGUACUCUCUGUCCAUCGGUGCUUCUACAGCAAACCACACAUACGGGAGGCUUUUGGCACAUUAGUUUGUUUCUCGAAGGUUUAGCAAAAGUGAUAAAAUGAAAUACUUGGCAUUCAAACCACUACACAUUGGUACGUAGAGUGUAGUACUGGUGGUAAAACCCUGGAACCAUGAUGGGGUCCCCAAAAUUAUACUUGGCUUCCGUUCCGUGUGAUUUUUCUCGUUGUCUGGUUUCCGUUAACCAAAUUGCAUUCCCAAAUAAAAGCGAUUUCCGAAGCAGGGAUCAGUAACAACAAAGGGGCCGAUGUGUGUUAGCGCAUAACAGUAUGCAGUGUAAGAGUGCUUGAAUGUAGAAACAGGAUGAACGAAAUAAAGCGAUAGAGUCAUUGGUGCGUGGCUUAUUCCACCUGCCGUUACAGAAAUAACAAAAUAUCUAAACCGGAAUCGAAUCGAAUCGCGAACGCAAAGCAAUGGCCGCUCUCCCGCCGCCGCCGCCACAAGUGGGGAAUUGAUAUGGGGGAAUUUUGUAGAUGGAAAGGAUGGCAGAAAGGGGGAAUCGUUGGAAAAGGCGACAAGGGGCGAAUCACAAAUGUACAUUUCCUCCCACACGUGGAUCCUCCUAUUAUUAGUUCUUUUUCAUGCUAUUCAUUAAUGUAUUCUUUAACGGUUAAGCGUUUAGUUUAGUUUUUUUUGCCACGAAGAAGACCACCACCACCACAACCAACAAAAACAUCUUCUAUUAUGUUCGUUUUAAAACAUCAACAAAUGUGCAUCGAUCAGCAAUAUCGAUAUUCAGCAGCAGCGACCGUGGACGCGCUGCGCAUAUAAAAUGAAAAUACGAGAUAUAAAGGAAAUCGAUAAAAGAACAAGCGUUUUUGUUUUGUUUUGCCUGCGGAAGGAAGGAAUGAUUAAUGGAACGGAAUGAUGUAAUGGAGCGAUCCCAUCUUUUCCAUGAGCGAGAAUGUGAUGUAUGUAACAUAGUGAAAAAGAAAUGAUAAACGGUGAAUUCAAAGUGUUUGAAACAGAUGGUUUUAGAUGACACACCGCCCCGAGAGUGUCCUCCGACGACCCGCGGCAGCUACUGAAUACGCGAUUUCGGCCGGGGGUCGCAGAAACUUCCUGCGACUCCCGUAAAAGAUUCACUAGUUUCGUCUCCGGUUAGCUUCUGCUGAUAGCGGCGCUCUCGUGGGGCUGAUGAUACAAACUUAGUAAGCUGCGCACGACACUUGGUCGUUGGCGUCGUCUCACUACACUGCGACACUUGAAUACCGUGCGAUCCAUGAAGGCAAUAAUCAUAAAGUAGUAUACAUAAAAUAUGGUCGGAAGUUAGUAAUGAAGGUUUUUUUCACUUCAUUUUUUGUAACUUUGUUGUUACAUAAUAUUAAGUGUGCGUCGCAGGAAGAAUGUGGACGUAUCGCAUCGAUUGACAAGAGCACAAUGUUUUGGUGCGCAUUAGUAAACCCUUUGCGAGUGCGGAGCGUCCAGAGCGUCGAGACUGUGGAGGAAGGCCCAAACGAGCGUGCCGGAAUACGAAUUGGGGCUAAAGUAGGCGCAGCGUACGCAUGGAGUAAGCGGAAAAGUGUCCUCUGAUCCAUUCACAUUUCGCCAAAUCGGAAUAGUGGUUACUAUUAGGUGAGCGCCAAAAGAGCGUACAACUGUGCAGUGGCGUGUGUGUGUGUGUGUGUAUGUGUUUGUGUAUGUAUGAGGACAAAAGAGCAAGGUUUCGUUAUUUUUUAUGUGUUUAUCGGAAAAAGAAAACCGAGAAUGAAUUGAAUACGGAAGAGAUGGUUAAUAAAAACCGGAAAACUGGUGGAUUAAAGCAUAGUUCGUUAGAAGAAGCAAACAGGCGGUAGUAAAUAAUGUAAAACCGAAGUAAGGAAGUUAAAAAAAAGUGUGUUAAGACAAGCGCACUAAGCAGAAAUAGAAAACAUCAAACGGAAGACAUAAGCGAAGCGAAGAAACAAACACAAAAACUAAACCACAGCAAACAAACAAAAAAUGAUAAGUAAAUUUAGUACGAUGGCUUCAUAUGUGAUUAUAAACGAUAAAAAAGUAAAAAAUAAAAAAUA
Molecule: messenger RNA, 4955 nt
Organism: Anopheles bellator
Lineage: Eukaryota; Metazoa; Arthropoda; Insecta; Diptera; Culicidae
Product: mucin-5AC-like
Exons: 1
Coding region: 1-1335 (444 amino acids)
Source: RefSeq, a predicted model, not a curated record